CUUCAACAUUUGCACAUCGCAAACAAGUUUUGAGUCCAUGGCAGCAAGGGCGCUACACUGGCAUAGGAGAGGUUUGAUCCAGAGAAGCAGGGCAUGCUGGCAGCAGUCGCGCUGGAGCUCCAAAGGCAAGGCCAGAGAGGCAGACGCAUUGAAGCCAGAAAAACAAGAGCAAAGUUUUCGGGGCCGAUACUGCGUCGAGGGGGCGCUGCUUCCAAAUGCGGACCUGGAGGUUCCAACUGACAGCGCAUCGCAGAGUAUAGAUGAUCGGCUCAGCAACCGGACAGAGACGAAGAUGAGCAGCACCCUGGCUGCUGCAUGCACAAAAGGGUUGAUUAGGCCAGCGUUUGCAGCAGGAGGCUUCUGUUGGGCCGGGAAUGUAUGCAGAGACUCCAAAGGACAGAACUGCUGGGGUGGCCAAGACGUAUCAGGUUUGCAAAAGCCAGGAUCACUUGGAUGCCUUUCAGUCAGUGUAUCGCCGUUUGCGACGCACUGGGCGGGACGCUGAAGACAAAGAUGUGUCAGACUCCAUGUUGAAGGCCAUGGAGUACGUCAAGCAAAGUAAGGGGGCCAAGUGAGUGAGACAAUGCCGCAGCAAGGGCCAAAGCUGUCAAGGAGCAAACCAGUGCUUGGAGUUGAAAGAUGUUGAAA
Molecule: messenger RNA, 648 nt
Organism: Cladocopium goreaui
Lineage: Eukaryota; Dinophyceae; Suessiales; Symbiodiniaceae
Source: the annotation of a GenBank genome assembly